GGAGUCGCUACAUGCUUAAAAGAAGUAUAUCCUGCGAUAUUCUUCCAAAGUACUUUUUCUCAAAUUUUUAUCAAAAAUUAUCAAUAUGUAUACAUCAAAAUAAAGUGUGUGGUGAAGUCAUAUACAUUAAAAGUCCAGCGGUUAAGUUUUCCUACAUUUUCUCUGCUUUUGGAUCAGAUCGAAAAACAAGAUGUUAUAAAAAAUAUAUUUGUCCCAGUGAUGUUGAAUAAACAAUUUGAACCUCUCUAAUAAUUUUAAAUCAUAAUAGAAAGACAGCUCUGUUUUUAUACUAUUAUUAAACACUUUCGAGGUUAUUUUAUUACGACAGAAAAAAAAAUUGGGAGGAAAUAUACUUAAUAGAGAACCUUCAUAACUAAUAAAAUGUCAAAUAGUCAUUUAUUUUUAAAAUCUGGCUUUCCAAGUGCUCCUUUGCAGAAUGGUCUUGGACGGUAUGUGUGUCAACUUCAGAGAGUUACACUUAAAUUUUGUAAAAACAAUGGAUCCAGCAAAGGCAUGCGGGAAUUCAUUGAAAGUAAAUUAAUUGAUUUUGCCAAAGAGAAUCCUGGAAUCGUCGUCUAUGUUAAGCCCAGACGUCACCGUACUCCUGUAUUAGUAGGAGAAUAUCUUAAUGGAGAACGUGAGUGGUUAAACUGUCGAAAUUCAUCUAAAGAUGAUAUACUGAAGUGGAUAGAACUUCUGAAGACCCAAAAUGGGCCAUCAAGUGCAACACGUUUACGCAAAAUGUGGCACACUGAUGUUCCUUCAAUUCAAGGCCCCUGGACGCCCUUUAUGUUGCGUAAUCCUGAAAAUAAUUUAGUAAAUUAUCCUAACUCGGAACUAUCACAGCCUUUGGACAUUCAGCAGUCCGCAACUGAAAAAUUAAUUGAAUUAUUUAAAGAACAACAAAAAUUAACCGAUGCCAAAUCUGAAAAUGAAUUUUUGACAUCAAAACGAGCAGAAUAAAUAUAGUAUGUUACCAAAUGUUCAAUCUUUUAUUGGAAAAGUUGUUCUAAUUGUUUUCCUAUUUGUAUCUUUGGGCGAGUAUGACUCGGGUCGUUCCGGAGCGAAGAUCCAAUUGUUGUGGGAACGUCCUUUAAAUGUUAAAUAUACUGGUUCUUUGACAUAUAUAUGCAGUUUGCUGCGCAUUUUAUAGAUACAAAAUUCCUAAAAGAACCAUGAUGAACUAUUAAACAUGUAAAUAAAACGAUGC
Messenger RNA from Lucilia cuprina (Australian sheep blowfly), 1210 nucleotides. RefSeq names its product 39S ribosomal protein L43, mitochondrial (gene mRpL43). Gene Ontology annotation, molecular function: structural constituent of ribosome. Lineage: Eukaryota; Metazoa; Arthropoda; Insecta; Diptera; Calliphoridae. Bases 382 to 963 code for a protein of 193 amino acids. Gene Ontology annotation, cellular component: mitochondrial large ribosomal subunit. The record is from RefSeq and is a predicted model, not a curated record. The transcript is spliced from 4 exons. Gene Ontology annotation, biological process: mitochondrial translation.